Messenger RNA from Sceloporus undulatus (fence lizard), 314 nucleotides. It is a transcript of the gene MKKS, whose product is annotated as MKKS centrosomal shuttling protein. The record is from RefSeq and is a predicted model, not a curated record. NCBI's taxonomy places the organism in Eukaryota, Metazoa, Chordata, Lepidosauria, Squamata, Phrynosomatidae. The transcript has a single exon. The coding region runs from base 1 to 153 and encodes 50 amino acids.
AUGAAGAAGAUCAGCUGGAUUAGAAAGAACUGGCUACUUGUGGCUGGGCUUUCCUUUGUUGGCGUCCAUUUGGGGACCUACAUUAUACAGAGAGCCGCAAAGUCCUCUGCUAAAUCUGGCUUGGAAAUUAAAUCAAAAGAUAUCGAUGAAUGACACCGUUUCCACCAAUGCCACACAGAUCUCUCAUAUAGCAGUUUGUUAAAUAUCAGAUAAGCACAGCUGUAUCCAUAUGUUUUGUCCUUGACUGCAAAUGAAAACAGGAGCCUUGUUCUCACUUGUGUGUAUAUUGUUCAUUAAAGAGUGUUUUAUAGUCA